AUAAAACCCUCACACUACUUGAAACAUUUUCAUUUCUACAUAUCUACACCCUUAUCCACAAACAACCACAGAGCGUUCUACACUUCCUUUCUCUCCCAAUUUUCAGAUAUGUCUAUCACUUCCUUCAAAUCCCUCACAAUGGCCGAAUCAUGUUUACUCUCCCAACCCUCCCUCUUCUACUCCAAAACCAAAUCCCCAUUCAUCUCCAACUCCGCCAAGUCCUUCAAAAUUCAAAACCCUACGUAUAACUCUUCUAGGGUUUCACACUCUCUUUCCCUCAGUACUGGAAAGAGAAGAACCCGUUACUCUUCGUUGCUGACGUUUGUGGCUCAGACUUCGGAUUGGGCUCAGCAGGAAGAGAAGGAAGAUGGAGAUACAUGGGAGAAUCAAGGUGAGCCUAAGUGGGGAAGUGAGACCGAAAGCAAUGAUGGUGAUGGUGAGGUUGGGGGUUUCGGGGAGGUAGCGUCGGAGGAAUUGAAGAUUUUUGUUGGGAAUUUGCCGUUUGAUGUUGAUAGUGAGAGAUUGGCUGGGCUUUUUGAACAGACUCCCGGGACUGUUGAGGUUGCUGAGGUGAUUUAUAACAGGGAAACUGACAGAAGUCGUGGAUUUGGAUUUGUGACGAUGAGUACUGCUGAUGAAGUUGAGAGGGCUGUGAACAAGUACAGUGGCUAUGAACUAGAUGGAAGAUUGUUGACAGUUAAUAAAGCCGCUCCAAGAGGAGGACCAAGACCAGAGCGCCCACCACGUGCCUAUGAUUCCGCUCUACGAAUCUAUGUUGGUAACUUGCCAUGGGAUGUUGACAAUGGUCGCUUGGAGCAACUUUUCAGCGAACAUGGUAAGGUUGAUAGUGCUCGUGUAGUCUAUGACAGAGACACCGGCCGAUCACGUGGGUUUGGCUUUGUUACAAUGACCGAUGAAGCUGAAAUGAAUGAUGCCAUUGCUGCUCUUGACGGUCAGAGCUUGAACGGGAGGGCGAUCAGAGUGAAUGUUGCUGAGGAAAGGCCUAGGCGUAACUUCUGAGUUUAAGAAAUUUUCACUUUUAAAGUGAGUGUUGUUGCCUGAUUUCUCUUUUUUAACGGCUAAGGAUACAAUUUCAAUUUUUUGUUUAAUUUUCAAAUGUUCUUUUUUUGUCAGCUGGUGUCAUCUUAGAUUUGAAUAUUUAAUGUAAAAGUAAUCGUCUUUUAGAAUAAAUAUUCUGAUAAAGUAUUUGCCUAUUUAUAAAGUAAGUUUAAAUUGUAUUA
Messenger RNA from Vicia villosa (hairy vetch), 1241 nucleotides. Its product is annotated as 28 kDa ribonucleoprotein, chloroplastic-like. Gene Ontology annotation, cellular component: cytosol. The transcript is spliced from 4 exons. Gene Ontology annotation, molecular function: mRNA binding. The coding region runs from base 109 to 1020 and encodes 303 amino acids. NCBI's taxonomy places the organism in Eukaryota, Viridiplantae, Streptophyta, Magnoliopsida, Fabales, Fabaceae. The record is from RefSeq and is a predicted model, not a curated record.